Messenger RNA from Stomoxys calcitrans (stable fly), 2755 nucleotides. RefSeq names its product elongator complex protein 2 (gene Elp2). Bases 117 to 2531 code for a protein of 804 amino acids. The record is from RefSeq and is a predicted model, not a curated record. NCBI's taxonomy places the organism in Eukaryota, Metazoa, Arthropoda, Insecta, Diptera, Muscidae. The transcript is spliced from 4 exons. Gene Ontology annotation, biological process: tRNA wobble uridine modification. Gene Ontology annotation, molecular function: protein binding. Gene Ontology annotation, cellular component: elongator holoenzyme complex.
AUUUGGUGGGAUUUGUUGUUUACAACGCACGUGCCGCUUCUUGUUUGGGCAAACAAAAAAGCCAAACAGCAAGGAAAUUUUACGCAAAUAAAUUACAAUUCGGCUUGGAUUUAACCAUGAGCAUUGAAAAUAUUUAUACCUCUAUAGCCUGCAAUCGAACUACGGAAAGUGCCGAUUGGGGUAAUAAUGGUUUGAUCGUAUUUGGUGCCUGCAACUGUGUGGCCAUUUAUGACCCAAAGUUUAAAGGAUUUUCUGCUAAAAUAACCCAUACCUAUGUCAAGCAUACCAAACGUGUCAAUACAGUAAGGUGGCUUAAGUCCUUCCAUAGCCCUUUGGAGGAGACGUGCUUCGUUUCCGGUUCCGAUGACAAGUUGGCUAUUUUAUGGGAUUUUUCCAAUCCCCAGGAUGUUAAAAGUUACGAACUGAAAGGCCACGAGAGUGGUGUAAAUGCUGUUGAUGGCUUGCAACGUUGCAAUGGAGAAUGGAUUAUAGCCACAGCUGCCGCUGAUAGCACCAUUAAAUUGUGGUCUUUUAAUUUUCAAAAUGGAGCCUUGCCAGAAUGCAAACAAACCCUAUUGCUGAACACCGGUUACUGUUUCACCUUAAGGCUUUGCCUCCUACCCAAGUCCGAACAAAUAUUAUUAGCCUUUACGGCUGAUGAUGAAACAGUAGCCUUAUGGACCGAAGGCGAAGAAACACCAUUUAAUUUUCAUCCCGUUCACAAGCUAGUGGGCCAUGAAGACUGGGUUAGAGGUUUGGAUUUUGUGCGCGAAGGUGAUGAUCUGCUUUUGGCCAGUGCUUCGCAAGACAAUUUCAUACGUUUGUGGCGUAUUGCUCCACGCAGCGCUGAACAGGUCAAUAAUAACAAAGUGGAUAUAUUUAAUCUUUUGGAUGAAUCCACUGGAGAUAUACGUGUGGAGGAGAAAAUAAUACAGGCCUCGGGAAACAGUUGGUAUGCCAUUAGUCUGGAAUCUGUUUUAUAUGGCCAUGAUAAUUGGGUCUAUGGUGUGCAUUGGCACAAGUCGGCGGACAAUGAAUUGAGUCUGUUGUCGGCCUCCAUUGACAAGACUCUCAUUCUAUGGCAAUCAUCCGAUGAAAGUGGUAUUUGGAUGGAGAAAGUGCGUUUGGGAGAAGUGGGAGGCAAUUCCCUGGGAUUCUUUGGAGGAAAAUUUUCCAGCGAUGGCAAAUCCAUACUUGGCCAUAGCUACCAGGGAGGCUUUCAUUUGUGGAAGCAAAAUGAGGAAAAUGAAAAUAUUUGGGUGCCACAGGUUAUUAUUGGUGGCCAUUAUGGAGAAGUGCGUGAUCUGGCAUGGGAGCCUCAAGAAGAGUAUGUAAUGUCCGUUUCUGCCGAUCAGACCACAAGAAUACAUGCGCCUUGGCGUUUGUCUGCUUCAGAAGACACAUGGCAUGAGUUGGCCCGGCCCCAAGUGCAUGGUUAUGAUAUGCAAUGCUUAGCCAUGCUUUCUCGUUAUAAAUUUGCCAGCGGAGCAGAGGAGAAGAUUGUAAGAACUUUUCAAGCCUCAGCUAAUUUUAUAGAGAAUUUCCGAAGGAUUACUAAGGUGGAAAACGAUGAGGAGGGAAGUGCUUUAUUGGAAUCUUUGCCCAAGGGUGCCUCUGUUCCUUCUUUGGGCCUCUCAAAUAAAGCAGUUUACAACACGGAAGACUCAACCCCUGCAGAACGUCACGUCAAGGAUGAAUAUCCUGAAAAUUAUUUUACCCCAAUUACCAUGGAUGCUCCUCCACAGGAGGAAACUCUUAUGCAAAACACACUUUGGCCUGAAGUGCAAAAACUCUAUGGGCAUGGUUAUGAAAUUUAUGCAUUAGCCGCCUCUUCUGACUCCCACCUAUUGGCCUCUUCUUGCAAAUCAACAAAUGCCGAACAUGCACAAAUUAUUCUUUGGAAUACGGCAAACUGGAAGCAGAUACAAAAAUUGCCCUCUCACCAACUGACAGUGACUCAAAUGCGUUUUUCACCCAAUGGUCAAUAUUUGUUAUCGGUUUCAAGGGAUCGUAGAUGGUCCUUGUUUGAACGUUCAUCUUGCGAUAGUAAGGUAGCUCAGUUUAGUUUAACAGCGAGCACAGAUAAAACGAAUGGUGUUCACACGCGCAUUAUAUGGUCGUGUGACUGGAGCCAUGACAAUAGCUAUUUUGUAACAUCAUCGCGAGAGGGUAAGGUAGUAGUGUGGGCUAAAAACAAUGAAGAACAAGGCAAAUCUACCCUAAAUGGCUGGCAACAUUUGGAGGUAUUGGAAAUUAAACAAGAAUCCAUCACAGCGGUAGCAUUUGCAAAUGGUUUACAUGCGAAUGGUUCAUACAUUCUUGCCUUGGGCUGCGAAACUGGCCAUGUGUACAUAUAUGAAUUCAAUGGAAAAUGGAAUUUGCUAGUGGCCAUGAAUAACUCGCAAUCACAUCAUUUAACUGUUAAGCGUUUACAGUUUAGACCUAACGCUAGCACGGAGGGAAAACACCAAUUCCAAUUGGCCAGUUGUGGCGAAGAUAAUCUAGUUAGAAUAUAUCAAUUGAAUUUGUAAAAUCUAAUAUAGGUACAUAUUUAUGUUUAAAUUCUCUUCAUUUACUUUUAUAUUAGCAAAACCUAACGUACAUAGAUAUUUAUUUGUUGUUGUGGCUGGCUGAAAACCACUUAGAACAACAACAACAACAAACAUAGAUAUUAACACAUCCAUACAAAAUUAUUUAAUAAAUGUAUAUCGCUUUACUUGGUUAUCGUCCUUAAAUGGGAUAGCACAAAAUUAAA